Molecule: messenger RNA, 1588 nt
Organism: Talaromyces proteolyticus
Lineage: Eukaryota; Fungi; Ascomycota; Eurotiomycetes; Eurotiales; Trichocomaceae
Exons: 2
Coding region: 159-1502 (447 amino acids)
Source: RefSeq, a predicted model, not a curated record
AGGAACAGCGAUCUCAGACCAAGGGCGAUGGAAAGAGAACUGGAUUAUCCAGGCAUUGUUACUUUGUGUCAUAUACGGUGCUUUCGCGGCGGAGAGAUUUGCCCAGAGCCGCCAAAUUUUGAGCCGACUUAUCAGCGUGAGCAUUCUCCAUAGUGAGCAUGUCUACGGGCCUGACUAAUCUGUUACUCGAAAAGUAUAUCCGAGAAACUGGCAUGGCCCAUCAACACAUCUACGGCUACUACUACUCCGCAUGGAGACAGGAGCUGGACUCGGGGAUGUCGCUAGGGCCUGUAGAGUUACAAGAAGCCUGGCGCUCCUUCGUCGACGAGGAGUCCCUGAAGCUUGGUCUGUAUGGGGUCUCCGUAAUCGAUUUCCAGCUGGUUCUCGCAUGUAACACAAGACCGGAAAUCUCACCUCUCGAAAUCGUGUGGGACCUGCCUUGGUCGACACAAUCUUGGGAAGCGAACACUGCGGAGGAAUGGUGGAAGCAAAUAGUCGAGGAGGCUUCUACCUACCAGGGUAUGGACGGUCGCAUGAGCGACCGAGGACUCAUCGUGAAGUCGGUUUUCCUGGUUACGCAGUCAUUGUUGUCUGAUGCACCACCAGAGCCACUCUUACGAUCCCUUUCGUCGUCACCUUUUGCCCUCUUCUGUGUCACGGCGAACAUUUACCGGCUCGUCCGUGGCUUCACGCACUAUCUCUAUCAGCUACCCCCCAAUCCUGCCAACCCGUCUCCGUUCCACAUGUUAACACACGUGCAAAACAGUCAGAUCUCAUCGGCGUUGAAUGUUAUCCUGGGCCUCAGGAGUGCUGAUCAGAACGUUUUGAAUACAUACGGCCAAGGGGAUGGGCUGUGGGAUGCGGUCGAGUUGGUUUGUUGGGUGACCAAGGUUAGCCUUUGCAUCCCAGACGACCUUCUCAUUUCUGGCAUUGUGGAUACCGAAAUCACCGCCGCGUUCGCGACAGCCGUACAUCUUUCUCUUGGAAAUCAAGUUCUCGGGCGGAGGUCGAGAAACAUCUUCAAAAAAUCCAGUACCUUUAGUGACCAUGGCUUCCUGCUCAUAUUUGAGGAGCUGAUGAAUGUCAUGAACGCUAUGUGGGGCGCGGACGCGCAAAAAGCCAUGAGAGAAGCCCCGUGGAUCAGUGUCUUGGGCUUCAGGGUCCUGCUAGAUCUCUACCGGGUUCUCAGGCUCGCAAUAACAGACAUCCAUGAGCGCGCCGUCCUGGGUACAUUCUCCUCGGCAAAAAGCUUUGAUCCAGCGCAUGUUAUCUAUAGUGCUGUCAAAGACGCGCUGGCGAUUCACCUCAAGAACAAGCGGACGCUUCUGGCAACUAGGAACCUGGAGCAACUGGGUCUCUUGGAAUUGACUGAGGAUCCUAAGGUUUUUGAGCGUAAGUUCAUUAUACUCAUGAUUCAAAGCUGCAACGAGAGAAACGUGUGGGCGGUGGGCCGGGCGAUGGCGAUGGUACUCGAAGUGAUAUCUACUGGCGAUCAGUCAUGACAUCUUGUCUGGGCUGGAUGGCUUAUUCACAUGGGGACCACCGACAGGACCACCGUCUUUUCAGAAACUGGGACUAAUUUCGCCCC